Perca flavescens (yellow perch) is the source of this 2984-nucleotide messenger RNA. RefSeq names its product ring finger protein 126 (gene rnf126). The transcript is spliced from 9 exons. Lineage: Eukaryota; Metazoa; Chordata; Actinopteri; Perciformes; Percidae. The record is from RefSeq and is a predicted model, not a curated record. Gene Ontology annotation, molecular function: ubiquitin protein ligase activity. The coding region runs from base 73 to 1011 and encodes 312 amino acids. Gene Ontology annotation, biological process: protein ubiquitination. Gene Ontology annotation, cellular component: cytoplasm.
CACCGUACAGUCAAGUUUUGUUGUGUCCCUUGUUGCUACCCGUCCGUUUCUUACGAAGCCUCCUGCUUAGAAAUGGCUGAAGCUCCGCCACGGCCCUACCGGUUUUUUUGUCACCGGUGUUCAGCAGAGAUUAGUCCGCGUUUACCGGACUACACCUGUCCACGCUGUGAAUCUGGUUUCAUUGAGGAACUGCCUGAGGAAAGAAGUAGUACUGAAAAUGGGUCCGCAUCCACGUCCUCCUCCAGUGAUCAGAACCGCCCAGCCUUUGAGAGCAUGGAUCACCAACACUUGUUCACAUUUCCCUCGGGGUACGGUCCGUUCGCCCUUGGGAUUUUUGAUGAGAACUUUGACCUUCGAACGCAGCUACCCACAGAGGACAACCGAGAGACCGAAAACAGGAGAGAAAGGGAAAUGGCAUCAAGGCAAAGAUACAGCGCGCGGCAACCGCGCGGUCGACAUGUUCCUCGACGACAGGGUACGCGCCAUGAAGGAGUGCCCACAUUAGAAGGAAUUAUCCAGCAGCUAGUAAAUGGAAUCAUAGCACCUACAGCCAUGCCAAAUAUGGGGAUGGGACCAUGGGGUAUGCUACAUUCCAAUCCAAUGGACUACGCCUGGGGUGCCAAUGGUCUUGAUGCUAUCAUUACACAGUUACUGAACCAGUUUGAAAACACAGGUCCCCCUCCGGCGGACAGAGAAAGGAUAAAGAGUUUACCCACCAUUACCAUUACAGAGGAACAUAUGGGUGCUGGUUUAGAGUGUCCUGUGUGCAAAGAAGACUACAGCGUUCAGGAGAAUGUUAGACAACUGCCAUGCAAUCAUUUGUUUCACAAUGACUGUAUAGUACCAUGGCUGGAACAGCACGAUACGUGUCCUGUGUGCAGGAAGAGUCUUAGCGGUCAGAACACCGCCACGGACCCACCAGGGUUAUCGGGGAUGAACUUCUCUCCCUCGUCCUCAUCCUCUUCCUCCCCCAGCUCACCUAGCAAUGAGAAUGCUGCCAGAAACUCCUAGGUUUUCACCGUCACCUCACAGCUGAAAACCUCACAUACGUGCGUCAAACCCAACGGCUCCGAGCUGAAACCAGUCAAACUGUCUCAAUUCUGGGGGGUGGGGCGAUAUGAGUCGAGCUGAACUCUGAAUCUGUUGCAGACUUGAAGUCAUCAUUCCUCCCCCUUUGCUGAAUGGACACUGGGGUCCAGCUCCUGCUGCUAUUGUUGCAGAGUAUUUGAGGAGGUAGGACUGGGCAGUGUUGGAGGAUCCAGAAAGGCUGUGAAUAAUGGUAAAAGUGGUUUUGUGACCAGAACUGGAGCAGAGUUUAAGCCAGAGUGGACUGCUUUUUGAUGGAGAAAUGUCUUUGCCACGAGGCUGAGGCACAUUUUAUAUUGAAAACACAGAAUGCUCUUUUUUUUAAAAACAUAGCCUGUGGAGGUGCAGAGUCCAUAGAUGUGUAGAUAGAGAAUUAAUUUUGAACGGUCGGCCACUGUACAGCUAGGGGAUCAAACUGAAACCUUGUGGGAAGGAAACUGGGUGUAUGCAUCUGAUUUUUAUUUAUUUGCACUUUGUUUUUUAUUUUGCACAAAAUUAUGUCUGCUGUUGAGUGUGAAUUUAGGUAAACUACUGAACAAAACAAAGAAGAUUUUCUUUUAUGACUUGUUUUUAUUAGAUUCUCACUUCAUCAGAGCGUGGUCCAGUGUAUUUGGUACCCUACUUGUGCUGUUUCACAGGAGAUGUAAUUUUACACAUUUAAUGAUUCAAUGUCAAUCAAACGGCAAUUGUUUUUAAUCAGGAUAAAAGACCACAGUCUUGCAAGGAAAGAGGAAGGAAGUAAACCAAAUAUUCUCGUCAGUAUAUAUAUAUUGUCAGUAGAUCGUGAACACGUGUUAACCAUGUUUUUACAAAUUGGCCCUGUGAUAUGUCAAAAGUUCUUGAAGCCUUUUACUAAUCACAGUAAAGUGAUUUAAAAAUAAUAAUCACAAUGCAGCCUCUUACAGCAGUGGCACUUAUUUCCUGCCAGGUCCCAGAUUUGACCUUAUUCCCAAUAACAAAAGGUUUUCAUGUUUAACUGCCUUACAACAUUGAAUCAAAGUAGUUUUAAUGUGGCGUUUUUGAUACUGAUCAACAGAAAAAUACCCCUUUAAAAUCAAAGGAGAUGUCUACAAAGUUAUCUAAAUUAACUAAACUGUAUUCACCUCCUUUUUAAAGGACACACCUAAAUCACCACUGGUGCAGCCAAAAGACCCUUUUCACAGCAGACAUUUUGAAUAACAACGUUGAUAACGUUAAUGAUGGCUGCAUUCCAUUUAGGUGAGCCAGUUCCAGAGCUUUACUGGGACGCUUCUUGGAAUGGAACCAUCAUUAUUAUUAGUUACACCUGUACUUUGACAAAAUGUUGGCUGUGAAAAGGGUCUAUUGGUUAUAAAAGUCACAUCAUUUGAUUAAUAGAGACCACCUGGGUCAAGUCAUUGUAGUAUAAGUAUAUAAAUACAUGUGUCUGGUAGGUCUAACUUUUGUGGAUCAGUAUUGACGCAAAGCCUUCACCAUGAAGACAAAGGAGCACGCCAAGUAACGGUGAAAAGCACAAAGUCGGAAUGGAUAUAAGAACAUUUCCAAGUCACUGAAAAAAAACAACAUGAAUACUUCCACAGGGGGUUAAUACUUUAUAUAGACACAAAGUCUUUAAGUGCCUCAACAGAACUAGGCAGCAUGCCAAUCAGAUUUGUCAGACAUUAACAGCAAGCCCAGGACAAUUUAUGCAUCAAUUGACACCAGAGGUUUUCAUAUUCAAAUAAAUAUGAGUAACAAAUUCAAUUCAUAUUUCUAAUAGUCCCUAAGCAACCAACUGCAAAAAAUAUAAAAGCUGUAAGGUUGGUUUUAAUGGCUUAUUUUACCGAACCUUGAGAGAACAGACGAUCUGGUUGAGAACUGCUUACUUAAUUGGUUGCAAUACUGUUGUUUUUUACUAGCUCAGGACAAUUGUGUGUAUU